This is a messenger RNA of Colletotrichum higginsianum IMI 349063, 447 nucleotides long. RefSeq lists its product as uncharacterized. Lineage: Eukaryota; Fungi; Ascomycota; Sordariomycetes; Glomerellales; Glomerellaceae. The coding region runs from base 1 to 447 and encodes 148 amino acids. The transcript has 4 exons. The record is from RefSeq and is a predicted model, not a curated record.
AUGUUCCAAUCCGUUGUUUUCGACAACGAGGGCCGUUUUGUGUGCCUACAAUCGUUCCUGCCCCCUCCGCCCGACCCCGAGGUGGAAGCCGUGUUUGACCUCCCCGAGGAGGAAUUCCUCGCCCUUUCCGCCAAGAUCUGCAAGGCCGAGAGGGAGGAAGAGGAGAAGCCCAAGCCCGCGCCCGAACCCGCGCCCAAGCCCGAGCCCGAGCCCGCGCCGCUCGACAGUAGCCUCCCACCUGGGGUGGACCAGGAAGACUGGUCAAUUUGGAGAGACGAGGAGGUCGGCGCCGAGGGGAGACUCAGACCAUCCAUCGAGGAUGGCGCUGUCAACGUAAGCCCGUACUUGGGCGACCUCAACACCGUCGUCUGCCGAAGAACAAAGACCCGGAGACGAUUGGACUCUAAACCGCACCACUUGAUGCGAACCAUGGUCCACACCAAUUGA